Molecule: messenger RNA, 5173 nt
Organism: Mizuhopecten yessoensis (Yesso scallop)
Lineage: Eukaryota; Metazoa; Mollusca; Bivalvia; Pectinida; Pectinidae
Product: E3 ubiquitin-protein ligase RNF123-like
Exons: 37
Coding region: 96-3806 (1236 amino acids)
Cellular component (GO): cytoplasm
Molecular function (GO): ubiquitin-protein transferase activity; protein binding
Source: RefSeq, a predicted model, not a curated record
UGUUCGCCACUUCCUGUUUUGAUUUUCUUUUCGCUGGCUCGCCUAUUCGACAGUGAAUUCGAAGAUAUACUGGGUUACCAUUAUUUUUGCCGAUAAUGGAGGAUCGUCAACAAACAGCAGUAAAGAAAGACCCAUACACUAGGAAUCUAUUGGACAAAGUGUUCCCAACUUCUACAGAUCUCUCAUCACAGGCCUGUGCCUCCUUCGGCACAAGGGAACUGUCUGGUCUGGAAACCCUUCAGACAUUCCUAGAUAAAGGUCUGAAGGAUGUGGUGGCCCAGGAGUGUGAGAAUGAUGUGGGAACGGAGGAGGGCGUGGCAGGCAAAGACUUCCACAUAAAACCAGUAUCUGAUGGCGGUCGGAUCAGUUUUGGGGAAGUGGAAUUUGACAUCGGUUCAAAUGUUGGAACAAUGCUGGUUGACUCCGACAGACUAGGGUUGACAAGUUACAGUAACUUCAGUACCAUGAGAGCCAACUGUUGUGUAUGCAAAGGUAAAUGGGUGUACGAGCUGAUGCUGGGAAGUAAAGGUGUGAUGCAGCUCGGCUGGUGUACCCUGUCCUGUAAAUUCUCAUAUGAGGAAGGUGUUGGAGACACUGUAAGAUCAUAUGCCUAUGAUGGAAGCAGGUUGAGGAAGUGGAACGUCAAAACACACCGAUAUGGAGAGCAAUGGUUGACUGGAGAUGUGAUUACCUGUGCUCUGGACUGUGACGCAGGGACAGCUACAUUUUACAGGAAUGGGAAGUCUAUGGGCGUCGCCUUCACAGACAUACAAGUGGGGAGUGGUCUGGCCUACUUCCCUGCUGUCAGCCUGUCCCAGGGCGAAAAUCUACAUGCUAACUUUGGAGCCACACCUCUUAGGUACCCUAUUGCGGGCUACCGACCACUCCAAGAUGUACCAUAUGCAAGUGUAGCAAAAGCACAUCUCCUGUUCAGCUACCUGGAAAACAUACACACAGAAAUGGCUGAUAGUUCCAGUAUGGGAAUGGAGUUCUUGGUGUCGGACAAGAAGAGUGUUCCACCUCCAAAGCUAGGAGAGUUCCCCAGCAACAAAUGUUCAAUAAUGCUUAUCGCUGCCCAUAUAUUUGAAAAGUUGGCACCCUUGCUGAGAAGUUCCUAUGUGGUGGAGGCGUGUCUGCUGCCGUUCCUGCUGAAGCUGUGUGACCAGACAUCCUAUAAGAGGGAACAGGUGGCAGUCCAGAGGCUACUCGACCAGAUGUGGUCUCUUAUGCAGGACCAUGAACUGAAGUCCUGCUUUGAGAACCUGUUGAUUUCCUUGCUCCAGUGUUACCGCUUCUCAUCAGUGACAGAAAACUUCUGUUCUGCUAACAAGUACCUGAUGCUGACCCUGAGUGUCCUCCAGCACGCCACCACGCGCCGCUAUCUCCUCAUACACGUCAUAUUUGACAAGGUCAAGUUCCCGAUCUUCAUGCACAUCAAACCCCCUGAUGAUGUGGGCCUACAGGAACUGGUUCCCACGGUCUGGUGGGACAGCUAUGAUAAGGAAGAGGACAAGCCACGUCCACCCAAGACUGAGGAGGAGAAAUCACGACAUACCAAAUACAUGCAGUCCUGUGAACACUUGAAACAGAAGAUAGAAGCUAUAGAAGACAUACAGGUGGAGAUCCUCAAGGUGUUACUCAUCCACAAGGACAUCAAAGAGGGGCAGACAUCUCGUCAGAUCUUCAUGGAGAAGUUUCGCUUGUUUCUACGCGAGAACAGUGGCAUGGGUCGUACUCAUCAGGUGUCCUUCUGUCCACUACCAGUGAUGCUGUGUUUUUUCCACCGGAUGGUCAGGGUAGUCCGACAUUACUGGGAUUUAUUUCAGGAGGAAGAUCAAAAGAGAUUCGUUUUUAGUGAUGAGGCCUAUGUACCAAUCCACGAGUUUUGGUCGGAGACGAGAAAUUACAUGGAUUUUCAAAGAUGUGGCGGUCUGGUGUCCCAUUUAAACAGGAUUUUGGGAGAUAGUGUAAACAAAGCUCAGGGUUUAUCAGUACAGGCAGAUGGCAAAGUGGUGUCAGUGGAUAAAAAGGAAGGAAAAGCUACCAAAACAGGUACAACCUACCCAGAGCUACAGAUGCCUAGUGGUAACUCCCUCAUGGAACUACUGGACGGGAUUGUCUUGUUGUACCAUAUAGCUGCCCACAAACAACUAACUAAGAUGGGGACUUUACGAGACAACAUGAAGGAAUAUGUCACUUCCCUGGAGGAUACAGAGUCAAAGCUGGAAAAGUGUCCUGAACAGCUUUUGGAAGUGAAAGCAGAGCUGGAGCGGGCUAGAGGUGUAUUUUUGGAGAGAGUUCUGGAACAAGGGAGACAAAUAGGAUGGGUGAUUGCUGUUAUAUACUCACAGAAUAAACAAGCUGACGUGGCAUGGUUGUUUGGCGUGGUGUUACGUACUAUAUCCAGGGCGUCUCAGUUCCACCUCCUAUUUCAGUACACACCGGAGUUCUAUAUAGAGACAGCCAUCAACAUCUACAACUGUCUAAAGAACUACUUCCACCCGACGAGUCCUUUUGAUUUGUUACGGAAUCACUCAGAGCUCACAAGCAAAUAUGCUAUGUUCCUUACCAGACACUUCGCAGAUUCUAGAAUUGUCAACACAGAUGUGAGAGAUAACGUUGUUCAGGCCCUGGCCUGUUUCAUCUGUUACCCUCAGUCCCUCAAGAUCCUAGAGGAUCUACCUGAUGCCAGCAAAGAGAGUAUGAUAAAAUCCUUGAUUAUGCCGUAUGAGAACAGAUCCUGGGCCCAAACAAACUGGAUCCUGGUUAGAAUCUGGAAGGGCUGUGGGUUUGGUUUCCGGUAUACCCACCUACCACACCUUGUACCGUCCAGAGUUCAGCCGACAGAGUUCGGGUUUGCCAGUCUACAGAAGCCGUGCCCGUCAAAGGUUUUUCAGGAUCUUUUCCGCACUGUGUUGCUAAGAGACAAGGAGGCGGCCAUUCGCUUUGUGGAUACACUACUCAACCAGCUCAACUGGUCCUUCUCGGAGUUUAUUGGGCUGAUGCAGGAGAUACAGCAGAGAGUAGCACGGACAGACUUUAGGAUCCUGGAGAGUCGACAGCUAAAGAUUUGUGCCACAUGCUUUGAGAUAGCGGUGUAUCUACUGCGGGUCCUGGAGAUGGUGGUCAAUGUUUCCCCAGAGAUUUUCCUCAAUACUUUAGAAUCCUCCUCAGACCUCCUACUAGGGCGUGUGUUUCAGGUGCUGUGUCAAGUUUUAAACAGAGUAACAACAAGAGAUGGAAUGUUUGAUACUGUGGUGUCCAUGUACAUUCAGGGUCUGGAGAGUGUAUCCCACUUCCCCAUUCUGGCGGCCACUAUAGGAAUAUUGGACCAGUUAUUGCUCAAGUCAGGAAAGGAGAAUAGGAUGCAUGCCACCAAGUGCCUGGUGGCAGAUGCCGGAUUCCAAGUGUCAGCCCUGGAGUUCCUAUUAGGAUCUCCAGACCAGCCCCAACCAACUGACAGCUCAGCUGAUAAACACAAGUUUUUCUCCCUCCAGAAAUUUGAGGAGGUGAGUGAGGAGGAGAUGACUACAGUACGGGAUUUCCUCGCCCACAUCAAACAUCACGUGGCCACAAUCUCAAGUAAAGAGGAGGUGAUUAAGGAUGAUGAACUGUGUACGAUAUGCUAUGCCUUUCCACUGUCUGCCAAGUUUACACCCUGUGGACAUUUGUCAUGCAGGAACUGUAUCAGCUAUCAGAUGAUGAGGAAAAAAGAGUGUUUCUUCUGUAAAGUGGUCGUCACAGAGGUUUGUGACCUGGAUGGAAAGGUCAUCAUACAGAAUACAUCUGUAGGUAGCAAUCACUGACCACUCGGACAUUUGUAAAAUAGAUUUGAUGGUCAGUGUUUGUGUGCAGUCAGCAAGGAGCAGUUUCUGACCAGACUUUUGUUACAUGGACUUGUGGUUGUUACAUGGAUUUGCUGGUCCGUGUGUGCACACUUCCACUGAUAAAUCACUGACCUCUCCAGACAUUUGUGACAUGGAUUUGCUGGUCCGUGUGUGCACACUUCCACUGAUAAAUCACUGACCACUCCAGACAUUUGUGACAUGAUUUGCUGGUCAGUGUGUGCACACUCCCACUGAUAAAUCACUGACCACUCCAGACAUUUGUGACAUGGUUUGCUGGUCAGUGUACUGUGCGCAUAUGGCUGCAACAGGGUAUUAAAUUACAGACUACUCAAAAUGUUUGUGACAUUGAGUUAACGGUCAGAGUGUGGACAUAGUCACAGGAAGUAAUCAACGAGAACUCCAAAAAGUUGUGACAACAUCAUCAGUGAUAGGUUCACUGUAAAGAAAAUAUUAACUGACCAGUCCCAAGGUCUACAACUAUUAAAGAGGCACUUGUUAUAAUUCACAGUUCAGCAAGUUUUAUCCUCCUAGUACAUGAGUGUCAGGUCGACGAGGAAUUAUCGAUAUCCUUCAUGGUACACUGCGAAAGGCUGCAGAAUAUUGUGUAUACUGCAGAUAAUGUUAGUUUUAAUUGUUAUUGGGGAGGAUUUCAAUUUUGUGAAUGGAGAGACAACAUAUAUCCAGUAAGUGUAGCUCAAUAUUUGUUGUCAAAAUAAUUUAAUCUGGUGAUCAACUCUUAUCACAAAGUGACACUAAAAUAUAUAUCACUUGUGAAGCCAGUGAUUUAUAAUACCACAGAGACAAAGUCAAUUUAUCAACGGGUUUCUAUAGAUUUGUCCUGUCAGUGAAAAUUUAAGAAUUCAAAAAUGAGAUUAUCAAAUGAAAAAUGUUGCCAUUCAUUUGUUAUUGCUAAAAAACUAAAUAUUUUAUCUCUUCAGAAUUAUUUACCGAUACUGCUAGAUUUUCUUUUCUCAUAAGAUUUAAAAGUAGUGGGUUGACGUUAAUUAUCGUGGUAAUUACCACAAAUAGUUAUUGAAUCGUCCCCAGUAUUGCACCGUUUAUAAAUUCCUCGUGUUAUGGCUAACACUAGGUAAAUUUCUCCCAGGUAUUGUUCAAGUAUUGGAUAGUUCUCAUGUUGCAACACUAGGUUUUUACAUAGGUAACCAACUGUGAUAUUUUUGUUACUUAUAUUUUCUGUGUGCUACCUGUUUUAAUGAUUAACUAUCGCACAGCAUAUUAAUGAUCAAGGAAAUAUUUUCAUUACUUAAUGCAGGAUUGAAAAUGGUGCGUUAUGUAUUGUGAACAAUAAAAAAUAUUGUAUGAAC